Centruroides sculpturatus (bark scorpion) is the source of this 867-nucleotide messenger RNA. Its product is annotated as carbonic anhydrase 2-like. Gene Ontology annotation, molecular function: carbonate dehydratase activity; zinc ion binding. The coding region runs from base 1 to 867 and encodes 288 amino acids. NCBI's taxonomy places the organism in Eukaryota, Metazoa, Arthropoda, Arachnida, Scorpiones, Buthidae. The transcript has 6 exons. The record is from RefSeq and is a predicted model, not a curated record.
AUGAAUCCAGAAGUAUUUUUGGAGGCAGACUUUAUUGCUGAGAGACGACAAACAGGCCCUUUCAGCAAGAUUUAUACAGAUCCGACGACAUGGCCAUGUUUAUAUAAAUUCUGCAUGGGAAAGAACCAAUCGCCGAUUAAUAUUGAUACUGAAAUGCUUACAAUCAACCCUAAAAUGGGAUCUUUACAAUUUCAAAAUUAUGAUAAAGAUCUGGAGAAUUUAACAAUAUCAAAUUAUGGUUAUUCAGUGGUGAUAACUAUUCCGACGUCAUCAAACGUUACUAUAAGUGGAAAAGGUAUUGAAGAAAUGUAUGGCCUUGCUAAAAUUUUAAUUUUUUUCGGCAAAAAUCCUAGUAAGGGAUCUGCUCAUACAAUUAACAGUAAAUACUUUAAUAUGGAGAUUGUUUUCAUUCAUCUCAAUACUAAAUACGAACAAUUUACCAACGCGCCAGAUGCAAUAUUAGCAUUAAGUAUAUUAGUAAAGCUUGCAAAAUCAGAUAAUGAAAAUCUGCAACCUAUCGUCGACUCUCUUGAAAAAAUAAAAAACCCGGAUGAUUCUACUAAAUUAACGUCAUUAAAAAUAAAAGAACUUUUACCUAAUGACACCGACCACUAUGUGAAAUAUAAAGGAUCUGCUUUAAUACCUGAAUGCUACGAUGGAACUCAUACAUGGAUUAUCCCAUAUUAUACCAUUCCUAUUAGCAAAUAUCAGCUUAAAAAGUUUAUAACGGUUAAAAGAUAUAAAGAAGGUGAAAAACAACCGAAAUUUUUUAACAACUUAGUUCGUCCGGUGCAGCCUUUAUUUGAUAGAGAAAUUCAAAGUACUCUUUUUGUUAAAAAUAAUCGUCAGAAGGGCUAUUCUACUUAA